Messenger RNA from Porites lobata, 8620 nucleotides. NCBI's taxonomy places the organism in Eukaryota, Metazoa, Cnidaria, Anthozoa, Scleractinia, Poritidae. The record is from the annotation of a GenBank genome assembly.
AUGUCAGAAGCUUCAAAGAAGGCGUGUAGCUGUAAUUUAAAGGACAGCAAUGCUGGCCCACCACAGCUGGCUGUUGGUCUUCCAUCCAUAAAAGAUGUUACAACAACAUUGAAACAGCCUGAUCUACCCGUUGAUGUUCUACUGUUAACCGUUAAGGACUGUGAGUUCUUAUCCUGUUACAAUGAGCUAAAAGAUCCCUACAGAUAUUAUUACAAGGAUGUUGGUUACGUUUACUUCAACAACGUUCAAAGUCAUGAAGAGAAAGUAAAAGCUGCUCUGCUAAGAUGCAAUGAAGGUUCCAUUGGUCCAAGCAGCUCUCUGAUUACGGUCAAGGAUGCCGCCCUUAUUUUACAACCCAAGGCCGUGAUAUCUGUUGGGGCAUGCAGUGGUCUCAAUGCUGAUAAAACCAAGUUAGGAGACGUUGUUGUAUCAGCCAAACUAACAACAUAUGCAUCCAAAGUGGUGACAAGCGACCAAGAGCAGUCAGCUGGCAUGAGUAGUCAUGUGAGUAGGCUUUUCUCAAAAAUAAUCUCGAACUGCGCUGAUGGAUGGCAGGCACCUUUAAAGAACCCAGAAGAUCAUCAGAUCAAAGUUCACUGCAAUGGCGAGUUCUUAAGUGGCCCAGAGGAGAUCAGAGCUCAAAGGCGUCGAAAGGAACUUGUCGACCGCCACCCCCUCGCGGCAGGAGUAGAGAUGGAGGGCGAAGGUGAGUGCAUGUCACGCUAGCUUUGAACAAUAGGGUUCUUAUACAUCUAUUUCAAUUACCUUUGUCGUAUAAAGGCUUCAAGCCCACGCCUAGGCUACGAGCAAGCUCUCCUUUUAGGGGAUAUCGUGAAAAGUAGACGCGUGAGAGGCACGCGCGAGAAAAGGGGGCGGCCCCUCGCGACUCGCUUCGCUCACCCAAACAGGAGAGCUUGCUCGUACGUAGGCUAGCCUACGCCACAAGGACACAAAGUUAUGUUGGUAGCUUUAGAUCCUUCAGUUGUAAUUCGGUAAAGGUGCGACUAACAGUACCAUAGAGUGCUUUAAAAAGGCGCAGACGUUUACCUUCAUGGCUGGGAUUGAUUAAUAUUUCAGUAUAAAAUAUCCUGAAGUCCAGUUUCGUGUUCGUUAAGACCACUGAAUAAAAGAAGUGAAGACGCAAUUUUUACGGGGUUAGCCUCCACCAAAAGGAAAUAUAUUCUUAAUUUCCAACGGGAAGAAGACCUGUUUAUUACUCUGUUUAUUGUGUAUUCUCAUAUUUACACUUACUUGCCGAAAUUUGUGAAUAUUUUACUUAUGCCGAGGCCAACGCUGCUUGAAUGUGUCGUUAAUGUUUGUAAGUUGACGCUGAUUGUUAAUUCGAAAAAUGAUUAUCAGCCGUUUUGCUUUGCAGUCUCAGGAGGUAGGCUUUUUGACAUCUGUUUUGUGAUACAUGUAGAGCUAAAAGAUUUUGAAAGAGUAGAGCAGGCGCCAUUUUUUAGAACGAAGGUAGGAUGCGCGCGCACGACCGGAGAAAUGGCGUGGAGGCCGUCUCCUCUCCGGCCUUCGCGUGUUUUUUUCUCGCAUGCUCUAAAAAACGAACCAAAAAAACUAUCUGGCGCCAGCCAUGCAGGCUAUUGAAAGAGCGACGAAAAUAUUUAUUCUGAAUACCUACAUCGUAAUUACUUUAAGGAUUAGCGGUUGGAUUUAUUGGAUCAUAAGGUGAAAAUAGGUGUUUACACACUUGACUUCAAUAACUGAUAUACACUUGGCGCCAUUUUCGCGCAACAAUUAUGGAAGCUUGUAGAGUAAAAUUAAACAGGAGGCGCACAUGUAAUCGCUAAAAAAGGGGGACUAUUUGUCUGGAGACGUUCCACACAAACAGCUUUCCAUCAAGAGUGCAGAGCUUUAUAGCUGCAAACUUACAUUUAUCUUAACGGAACUUCAACGGAAUUUUCGCUUAUAACAAUAACGUAAUUGAAUAAAACAUAUUCAUUGUAAGAAAGAUUUCAGUUAGUAAAUCAAAAGAAACGGCGUGAAAAUCAAAAUCUGUCGUACUUGGCUGUCGUCGGGGUCUUGCAUCUCUUGAUUUGGCGGUCCCUGGUCGGGUUACUUGUAGGUUGUAGUCAGAAAGACAUUUUUGUGAAAGUUAGUAAAAUCGUCAAAAAUUACUGGAAAGUAAAGAUGUACCCAUGCGUUUAUAAAGAUUUACACAUGUGGUUUAUACGCAAGGCAAUUAAUUUUUUAUUUUCUUUAAUUCGCAAGACUUGAUUUCUUAAAAAGAAUAUACUUCCUAAUUGUAUUUUAUAUUUCAGGUGUUUUCACUGCUGCAUUUGAUUCUCAACUCGAGUGGCUCAUUGUUAAAGGGAUAGCUGAUUUUGCGGAUGGUGAGGAAGCAACUGCAGAAAGUUGGGAAGCCUGUGCUAGUGUGAUGGCAGCAUCUCUUGUCUCACACAUUUUAAGUGACCCUAGUGUUUUCCGCACUUGGCCUCAUUACUCAGGUAUAAUUCAUGUCAGUUUGGUGUGUGAUGAUUAGGCGCAGGGGUAACAGGCCGAAUUUGCCGUCAGUAAAGGAAGUCUUGAAUGUGUAUUGAGUGAGGCAGUGCGGAAGCUCAAAUCCGAGAUCAAAAGGCUUGUCAAUAUUUUUGUCCGUUUUGAUAUUCUAUCUUCAUUGCCAAGCGGCGUGAAAUUAAGAGUUAGUUUAAGAAAUUGAAAUUUAGGGUUUAAUUGAGGUUCUGGUUGUACACUUUUUCACACGGACUUUACAAUUCCGAAAAGUAAAACUCUGUCAAAAAACUACAUACACUCUUCUCUCGUUCUAGAUAAAAAACUAAGCAAUAAGGGUAUUUUAAAGCUCUAUUGUCUUUCACACGCGUGUCAAUCAAAAAUGUCAGUUUUCAGGUGCUUAAGCGACUUAUCAGUUCAAAUAGUAAGACGAUCGACGCUAAAUAGAGUGUUUUCACUCACGUGGCCAGCAUCUACGCAAAUUUAUUGGAACAAAAGAAAGCGUUUGCAUAAGAAAAGAGUUCAACUCCCACAGGAUUGGUUUGGGACACCAACAUGGCCGCCGUUUCAUUGUUUUGGGACACCAAUAUGGCCGCCGUGACGUCAUGUGAAAACACUCUAUAGGCUCGAGGUUCACUUCAGAGUUCAAGGUCCUACAAAACUAGUUCAAAUUCAAAAAGUUCCGUAAUGUCACGUACGAAUUCUGUCACAGUUAGAAAGAAGCACUUGAGAGGAUUGGGGUGGUUACCUCAACUUUUAGACGCUCAACUUUAAGUCUAGCACUUUCAGUUGAGAGUUAGACAAACUUAAACGUCGUUUCUGGUCAAAAAUUCAGAUUAUACAUUCUUUCCUUAGCUAUAAAUUGCAUAUCGACUAAGAGUAAGACAAAAAACGCUAACGAUGUCUUUGGCUGAUUCUUUCAGUGGAUGGUCUCUUUGAGGCUGAGCACGAUAGUGCGAGGAAGCUGAAGCUAGCUGAGAACCAUGCAGGUAAUAAAUAAACAUUCAAUUUUUAAAAAGUUCUUCUUUAUUUAAAGCUGACCUAUUCCACUCUUUACUUCACUUUGAAUUUAAUGAGUCGCCUCACCAAUGCAAUCCGGGAAGUCUUUUGCUCGUGGAUUUCGGAAUUUUGGGCUUUGGAUUCGGGAAUUUAACUCUUGGAUUCCGGAACUCAGCCCCAGGAAUCCGUAAUCCCGCAGCAAUUGGAAUCCGUAAUCCAAGUUCAACUGACAAGGAAUCCGAAAUCCAGUAUGUCGAGUCCAUAAUUCACAGCGUGAAUCCAGGAUCAAAGACUUUCUUGGAUUACCUUAUAUGGGGCGAAAUGAGCAAAACAUUCAUCAUGAGACGCGUACAGCGCCGCACAUGCGCCUGACAGAGUUGACUUUAAGUCAGUUUAUUUUUGUGUACGUAAUCACAGUCUAUUAAAUGAAGGAAAUGUGCUAAUAAAUUCACCCAACUCAAACGCAAGUAUGCUGUUGUCGGCCUACAGCUAUUUUGAUCAACGUUGCAGCAGGAAAGUCUUUGCGAUGAGAUCGCAAAUAAUAUGGGUAAUUCCAUAUAAAAUUUACCAAAUUCUGAAGAAGGUAAAAGUUUGUGACAUUUCAUAUAUACUAUUCUGUGGCACUGUCAGCCGCGGAUGUAUGACCAAAUUGCAAAGAAUUUACAUGCAGCUACCCACAUGACCUUGCAGUCUUGUGGAGUACGCAUGAGACCUUGAAGUCCGACAAGGUUAACUGAAAUACAGUCGAACCCCGCUAUUUCGAACUCGGUUAAUUCGAAGUCCCCGCUAUUUCGAAGAAAGAUCGAAUUCCCUUGGAUUUACCCUUAUGUUUUCAGUCAUUUACUAUCAGCUAUUUCGAACUCGGUUAUUUUGAAUUCCCCGCUAUUUCGAACUUGUCAAAAAAAGAGUACGUACAUAAGAGCACAGCUGGAAACGUAUUGCAUUUUAAUUUGAGCUCGAACAGAACAUUCAAAGAUUUUUCAAUGCAACAGCAUCUGCUGAUUUAUCCGACAUAUAAUUACUGUAUUUUUAUUUAAUCAGUGUCUUUCUUCAUACAGUACUGUAUUUUAUUAAAAAAUGAUGCAUUGUUACCAAUUUUGCGCUUCCCCGGUUAUUUCGAAACCCCGCUAUUUCGAACUUUUUUCCAUUUCCCUUGGGACUUCGAAAUAGCGGGGUUCAACUGUAAUUCGAUUUAAGGAGUAUCAUAGGAUGCCCAGGGGGCAUGAGCAUAUAAUUACUGUAUUUUUAUUUAAUCAGUGUCUUUCUUCAUACAGUACUGUAUUUUAUUAAAAAAUGAUGCGUUGUUACCAAUUUUGCGCUUCCCCGGUUAUUUCGAAACCCCGCUAUUUCGAACUUUUUUCCAUUUCCCUUGGGACUUCGAAAUAGUGGGGUUCAACUGUAGAUAUACAUGAUGUGGCCCGCGUCUCAACCAACGAUUUUCUUCAACAGGUGCUUCUUGCGAUGACCAGAUCUCAAGACAAACCAAAAGGGGAAUGUAUUCUGAUUACUUAUCUCAGCAACACGAAUCCAUAACCCAGCAGCAUCUUGCAGGUAUCUUUGUCUAACAACGCAUUGAAAUUGUGACACUUUAUAAGUCCAUAGUCAGUCUGUGGUUCGCAUUAUGUUAGUACAGCUUUUGAAGAAACCAACAGUAAUACCCCUAAAAUGCUCAAGAUUGUGUGGUUUGGUAAAGUUUUCUGCUUUAAUAAAGCUUCUUUUUAUUUAGGAAAACCAUAGACGCAACACAGCUUCGAUUUGCGUUUGUCAUGAAUACAUUCACUCAUCAAACAGAGAGUAAAUACGGAGAUUGAUACUGGAGAGAGUGACUAAUUUGCGUGUGGGGCCCGCGUGCGACACACGGCGUCCACGGCGCUCUGUGUCUAAGGAGCAGCGUUUAAUUUUCUCAAAGAAAAAUACUGUUUGGCAGUCUAGGAAAAAAUAAAUGAGCCGACUACAAGCCAUUUCAACAUAAAAAAUAGACCUUUUCACGUAUAUUAGCAGUUUUGAUUUGGACCAUUAGGCUGGAAAGAAGACCUUAAAAUCACUUCUUAAGUUGCUAACUUAAAGAGUGAUUUGGCGAAAACUAGCCAAGAUAUAGCUUCAAAAAGACGCGAAAUUUUAUAGACGUUUCUAUGAAAGAGAGCAAGUUCAUGCACCCCCCCCACCAUACAAAAGUUUGUAAAAUUUCGGGAUUAUGUCACGGUUGAAGAAUAUCUUCGCUCGCUCUGAACGUAUCGCCUUUAAACUAGGUAAGUUUUAAGGCGCUCUCCAGUACUGUGGUGUCGAUGGAUAAUUGCUUACUUAAAAUCGUGGAAGGGUCUAUUAAGUGCAAAUUACAUAAAAGACGCAAAGACAAACCUAUGUUAGAUUUUGUAAAUAUUUCUUCACAUAAUUCCUGCUUCUUCUUAAUUAGGAUUGAGAAUCAUUAUAGUUAUCCUAAAAGGUCGUCUAUAUCGAUCUUCAACUCGUUCGUUUUGCAACGUUACAAAAGCAUAAAAGCGUAUCGUAGACGAUGUACAGAGCGUGGACGGCUUGUGUGACAGUAUAAUAAAACCAAAUCGAUCUUAUUUUUUGGAUCUUGUAUUUCCCAGGGGUGCCAGCUAUCAUAGCAAGGAUUCGUCAGCUUUACAAACGGCGUGAAGGACGGCUGGUGCCAUUUCCAUGGUGUGAUGACCUUAAUUUCAACCUGAAUGAUAUUUUCACCCGACUGAAGAUCGUGAACAAAGAAAAAACGCGGGGAACAUUAACGGAUGAUGAAAUCACCAACAUGACUGCUAUCUUUACACCCCAACCUGAUUGCCCGAAACCACGGAUUCUUUUGAUCGAAGGAGAACCUGGCAUGGGAAAAACCACCCACUCACAAAAACUGGCGUAUGACUGGGCAAAUAAACAAGAUGAAUGGGACUCGUCUUUUCCAUCAAUUGAAGUGCUGCUCUUGCUUAGAUGCAACGAUGUUAAAUCUGGCAUCUGGGAAGCUAUUGACGACCAACUUCUUCCUGAUGAUAUUGACGAACAGGCUAAGGAGAAUUUUUUCAAAUACAUCCGAGAAAAUCAGGCCAAAUGUUUGCUACUGCUUGAUGGAUUAGAUGAGGCAGAUUCCUUUAAACUGGACAUGUACUACUCGCUCGUUCAGAGUAAACUCCUCCCAGCUUGUCACAUUGUCAUUACAUCUCGCCAUGAGGUUGGAAAGAAAGUAAGGCCAUACUGUGACGCCCUGUGGGAGAUUGUAGGAUUUACUAAAGAGGAUGCGAGAAGUUUUAUCAGAAAGUAUUUUAAAGGCAAGGAACACUUGGCUGAGGAGCUGAUUAAACGAUUGUUACCUUCAGACUAUUUUUUUUUGAUUACUGGUCAUCCACUUGAAACGCUAGGCGAGUUAACAAAAAAUCCACUCAACACAGCUCUACUCUGUUGUGUUUUCGAGGACUUCGAAGGUGUUCUUCCAACAAGCAGGACUGAGUUGUACGUUGAAAUUGUUGUCUUUGUUUUGAGAAGAUAUGAAGAAAAAAACAGACUUAAAAGCAGCGAUAAAGACUUGAUUUCAGGUUAUAAGGAAGAACUUUUGCUAUUGGGCAGCUUCGCGUUAGAAUCCCUCCUUAAAGGAGAGUCGUACUUUGAAAAGGAGGAAGAUACCGUCAAGCUUAUCAAUUUUGGAUUCUUGUCUUUUCAACAAGGUGGCGCCAAGCGCAAACCUUGCAAACGCUUUGCAUUUUUACACAAAAGCUUUCAGGAGUUUUUUGCUGGCCUUUUCCUUGCGUUUCAAAGUAUCAGCAAAGAAAGAGACUUAACCUCAGUUGUAGACGAUAAGAGAUACUUGGAUAAACUGAGACAGGUCUUUUUGUUCAUGAGUGGCAUCAUAGCCUUGCGGAGUGAGGAAACUGCAAUGUCGUUCUUUAUUGUUAUUGCUAAAAAAAUCAACUCUGCCGAAGACCGUAAAUCAUAUAUGAGAUUAGCUUGUGAGUGUUUGUUGGAAUGUUCAAGUGUCCAGGAAAGCCUUGAAACUCGCUUAGUUUCUAGUUUAGGUAAGCACCUUGACAUGUCGUCCCUGACUGAAGUGAAUUUUGGCGGAACACGCAUACACGAUGCUGGUGCUGCUGCGAUUUCCAUGCCCCUCACAGUAAACUCCUCCGUGACUAGUUUAAAUUUAGGUUAUAACAGAAUUGGCGAGGCCGGCGCUUCUUCUCUUUCUCAAGCCCUAACAACAAACACCUCCCUGACUAGUUUGAAUUUAGAUUAUAACACAAUUGGCGAGGCCGGUGCUUCUUCUCUUUCUCAAGCCCUCACAGUAAACUCCUCCCUGACUAGUUUAAUUUUAGGUCAUAACAGAAUUGGCGAGGCCGGCGUUUCUUCUCUUUCUCAAGCCCUAACAACAAACACCUCCCUGACUAGCUUGUAUUUAGUUGAUAACAGUAUUGGCGACGCCGGCGCUUCUUCUCUUUCUCAAGCCCUCACAGUAAACUCCUCCCUGACUAGGUUGGAUUUAGGUAAUAACAGUAUUGGCGACGCCGGCGCUUCUUCUCUUUCUCAAGCCCUUACAGCAAACUCUUCCCUGACUAGUUUGGAUUUAGGUAAUAACAGAAUUGGCGAGGCCGGCGCUUCUUCUCUUUCUCAAGCCCUAACAACAAACUCCUCCCUGACUAUCUUGGGUUUAAGUGGUAACAGUAUUGGCGAGGCCGGUGUUUCUUCUCUUUCUCAAGCCCUCACAGUGAAUUCCUCCCUGACUAGUUUGUAUUUAUCUGGUAACAGUAUUGGCGACGCCGGCGCUUGUUCUCUUUCUCAAGCCCUCGCAGUAAACUCCUCCCUGACUAGUUUAAAUUUAGGUUAUAACAGAAUUGGCAAGGCCGGCGCUUCUUCUCUUUCUCAAGCCCUAACAACAAACACCUCCCUGACUAACUUGUAUUUAGAUGGUAACAGUAUUGGCGACGCCGGCGCUUCUUCUCUUUCUCAAGCCCUUACAGCAAACUCUUCCCUGACUAGGUUGGAGUUAGGUUAUAACAGAAUUGGCGAGGCCGGCGCUUCUUCUCUUUCUCAAGCCCUAACAACAAACUCCUCCCUGACUAUCUUGGGUUUAGGUGGUAACAGUAUUGGCGAGGCCGGUGUUUCUUCUCUUUCUCAAGCCCUCACAGCAAACUCCUCCCUCAAGGUUCUCUUCAUUUGA